Molecule: messenger RNA, 1945 nt
Organism: Penicillium canescens
Lineage: Eukaryota; Fungi; Ascomycota; Eurotiomycetes; Eurotiales; Aspergillaceae
Product: MFS transporter
Exons: 3
Coding region: 1-1857 (618 amino acids)
Biological process (GO): transmembrane transport
Cellular component (GO): membrane
Molecular function (GO): transmembrane transporter activity
Source: RefSeq, a predicted model, not a curated record
AUGCCGAGUCCCAACAACGCCAUCGACAAGCGCGAUUUCGACGCGAAUCGCCCCCUCUUACAAGAUAUAGACGCCGAACCAGAUUCCGGUGAUCGGAGACACGAUCUUGCUCCUGCGCGGUUACGGGCUGGAUCGCGGAGUUCGGGCGAUGAUGGGAUCGGCAUGCGGAGUGAUGAUGGGCUUCUAAGUGAGGUUGUUGACGAAAUUGUUGAACGAGAUAGGAGGAUGAUGCAUGUUGAGGUUAUUAGGGUUGUGAGUUUUGCUUGGGGGUUUCUUGGAGCUGGCAGUAUUACUGCAUUCUCGUUAUACGGCCAUUUACUGCUUACGCGGUUGCAUUACUCCCAGCUUCAGGUUAAUGCUGUUUCCAUCGCUGCCGAGAUUGCGAUGUAUCUCCCUGUUCCGUUGUUCGGGUAUUUGUGUGAUCGAUACAGUCCGUCGCCGUUAUCUCUGUUUUCUGGAGUUGUAUUCGGGUUCGGGUAUCUCCUCGCUGGAUACGCAUACAAGAGCGGGCCGCCUGUUGAGGCUGGUGGGUCUGGAUGGCCGUUCUGGGUUAUGAUCGUGGCGUUUAUUGCCAUUGGCAUGGGGACUAGCUGCAUGUAUCUUGCUGCUGUAGCGACCUGUGCUAAGAACUUUGGUCGUGGGAAGCAUAAGGGGAUCAUGCUUGCUGUUCCCAUUGCGGCGUUUGGACUUAGUGGCAUGUGGCAGAGUCAGGUUGGGACAUAUUUGUUCUAUGAGAAGCUUGAUAAUGGGACGCAUGGUGAUCUUGAUGUCUUCAGGUACUUCGUCUUCCUGGCGCUGUUGUUGUUGGGUAUUGGUAUUGUCGGUACCUUUGCUUUGCAAAUUGUCGAGGAGGAUGAUCAGUAUAUUGAUGAGACGGUGGAGGAACUGGAGCGCAGUGGAAUGCUGGAGGAAAGUGAUUUCUUCCGGCCUCGCGGUGAAAUCAGAGCUGCGGUUGAAUAUGGCACGUUCUCUGAUGCCUUUGACGAGGAGCAAUCCCAGGCUCUGUCCGAUGAAGAGCGCGAACAGAGGCAACUGGAGAAGGAGCGCGAAGAAGAAGAGCGCCGAAAGAAGAACUGGCUGCUCAAUUAUGAGACUAGAGUCUUCCUCAAAGACCAGACAAUGUGGUGGUUGGCUGCCGGCUUCUUCCUGGUUACUGGACCAGGAGAGUCAUACAUCAACAACCUGGGCACAAUCAUCCCAACUCUCACACCACAAACCUACCCAGCCGGCGCCUCCCCACCAGCCGGCUCCCCCUCCACACACGUAACAACAAUAGCCCUAACCUCAACAAUCGCCCGCCUCCUCACAGGCUCCCUCUCAGACUUCUUCGCACCACCAGCAACCCACCUCUUCCCCCCAAUCCCCGAAGCAGCCCGACACAGACACCCAGCAUCCGCCACCCAAUCCAACACCCUAACCCUCUCCCGAAUGACCUUCCUCCUCCCCUCAGCCCUCCUCCUCUCACUAGGCUACCUCCUCCUAGCCUCCCCCCUCUCCCUCUCCCACCCAGGCCUGUUCAACCUAACAACAGCCCUAAUAGGCUUCGGCUACGGCAGUGCCUUCUCCCUAGCACCAAUCAUCAUCUCCGUCGUCUGGGGCGUGGAGAACUUCGCCACGAAUUGGGGUAUUGUUGCUAUGAUGCCUGCUGUUGGUGCGGCGCUUUGGGGCGUUGUCUAUUCGACUGCUUAUCAGAGUGCUGUUGAUAACGGUGCCGGUGGGGGUUUGCCGGAUGGGCAGUGCCAUGGCUGGCGCUGUUAUGGGUUCUGGGCUGUUGGGUGUACGGUUAGUGUUUGGGUUGCCGUUGGGGCUUGGUUGGUUGCUUGGAGGGGGUGGAAGAGGAGGGGUGUUGUGGUUUAGAUGGUUUGGUUCUUUUGGUUUCUUAUUAGAUCUGAUUUUGAGUUGAUUGAGCAUUUUGUUGGAUUUUUCGGUUUUGGUGUUGCUUUCU